UAAGGUAGAAACACAUUAUUGAAACGCCACGCCACACAACGUGUCGCCACCCCAUGAGCACUGUGCACAUUACCAACACGUGAUGCCACGACACGCUCGCAAUUUUUUAAUUCAGUCUAUGUGCGGCGGUGAACAUGUAUAGUCGUGUACUAUGGAUCUUCUAAAUAACGAGUCAGAUGAAGAUUUUGAAGAUGGAUUGAUGCAAAUUUUGGGUACAUAUAUGUUACUAAAACGACUCAAGAAUAAGAAACAAACUAGACGUUACUGGGUGCAUGAAAUAAAUGAAAAGAGAAGUACGUGUGGUGAAUAUCAUGCUCUUUAUCAAGAUUUACUUAAUGACAGCGAAAGAUUUCAUAUGUAUUUUCGGGUUACUAAAACACAAUUUGAGGAAAUACAUGAAUUUAUUAAAAAUGAUAUACAAAAGAAAAGGACAACAUUUCGCGAAGCAAUCAGUACAAAAGAAAGACUUGCUGUAUGCCUCAGGUUUUUAGCCACGGGCAAUUCAUUUAGAUCGCUGGGAUUCAACUAUCGAAUGGGAUUCAGUACCGUACGAAACAUUGUGCAAGACGUUUGCAAUGCAAUUUGGAAGAAAAUGGGUCCUAUUUAUAUGCCCAAACCUACAACUGCAAUUUGGCAAGAAUCAGAAAAUGGUUUUAGAAAUUACUGGAAUUUCCCAAAUUGCUGUGGAGCAAUAGAUGGAAAACAUGUGAAUAUUAUUUGUCCUAUAAAUGGUGGUUCAAAUUACUGGAAUUAUAAGGGAACUAAUUCAAUCGUGUUACUAGCUGUAGUAGAUCCAAAGUAUAGAUUUUUAGUUGUGGACGUCGGAUCCUAUGGUAAAAACAGCGAUGGUGGCAUAUUUGAAAAAUCCAUUUUAGGAGAAUUAAUAGAAAAAGGAAAAUUAGAAUUGCCAGCCGCUAACCCUUUAACUCCAAAUUCAGAACCAUUGCCACAUGUGAUUGUGGCAGAUGAAGCUUUUCCCUUAAAACCAUUUUUGAUGCGACCCUACAGUAAGAAUGACGUUCGUAACAAUGAACCCAAUAAAAUAUUCAAUUACAGACUCAGUCGUGCUCGACGAAUAGUCGAGAAUGCUUUUGGCAUCUUAAGAUCAAGAUGGCGUGUAUUUGCAGGUCCUAUGUCAGUACAACCUGACAUGGUCGACAAAAUAAUUUUAGCAACAUGUUGCUUACACAAUUAUUUGGGCACGGAUAAUUUACCCUCGAACUGUGAUCAUCCAGAGACAAAUGUGACAGAAUCUACCGCCUUUGACAAUUUAAAUCCAAUUCGUAGAAAUUCCACACAAUAUGCUUUUACAGUGAGAAACAAAUUCAAAGAAUAUUUUAACAGUGAAGGCGCCGUUCCGUGGCAGCUUGAUAUUGUGAGGAGAGGUAGACAACAUUAAUAACAUGGCUACUCUUCAAAAAAAUCACAAAACUAAGUUCAUACGAGAUAUAUGUAUAUUUAGUUAACAUAGGUGUUCGGGAUACCCAGAACGUGAAACCUUUUUUAAUGUAAAACACCAAAACCUAUAAAGUAGGAACCUCUUUGUGUCUGUGUUUUGUUUUAUCUUUUUUUAAUUUUUCGUUGUCAAAAAUAAGUCUUGCGGAAUACAACUCUCUUAUAUAAUUUUCACGAAGCAUUUUUUAUUCAAUUUUAUAUACAGUCCUAUCCAAUAGGUAUAUAUAUUCAAGUAAAAAAUAAGUAUAUUCUAUUUUGUAAUAAAUAAUAUUCGUAAUAAAACUUA
This is a messenger RNA of Helicoverpa zea (corn earworm), 1741 nucleotides long. RefSeq names its product protein ALP1-like. Bases 152 to 1399 code for a protein of 415 amino acids. The transcript is spliced from 3 exons. The record is from RefSeq and is a predicted model, not a curated record. NCBI's taxonomy places the organism in Eukaryota, Metazoa, Arthropoda, Insecta, Lepidoptera, Noctuidae.